AUGUACCGGUCGACCAAAGGAGCCUCCAAGGCGAAGGACCAGAUCAACGCCGAAAUCCGGAAUUUGAAAGACCUCCUCCCGAUCUCCGAAGCGGAUAAGUCUCGUCUCUCCUACCUGCAUAUCAUGUCGCUGGCUUGCAUGUACACCAGGAAGUCCAUCUUUUUUUCCCAAGAUGACGACUGGUGGGGUGAAAGCGGGGGCUGUUUCUCUUUUCAAGACAUGACCGAUUUUAUCCAGACUCUUCGCUUUCUACUGGUUGUGACGAGCGAAGGGAAGUUGCUGUACCUGUCGGACAACGUCACGGAGCAUUUGGGACACUCUGUGGUGGACCUAGUUGCCCAAGGCGACAGUGUUUAUGACGUCAUCGACCCCUCGGAUCAUUUCCUGAUGAGAAGCAACCUGGCCCUCGAGGCUUCGAACGAGACAGAUCGCCUGUUCAGAUGCCGUUUCAACACCUCCAAGUCGGUUCGAAGACAGAGCGCCGGGAACAAGCUGGUGCUGAUCCGAGGGCGGUUCGUCCAGCCUCCCGUCGGCUCUUACUGGUCAGCCAACCCGGUCUUCAUCGCCUACUGCAGCCCGCUGGAGCUGCGGCCCAGCCAACCGAGAAACUCUUUCUUCUCGGCUUUCUUCGAUAGCCGGCACUCCAGAGAUAUGGCGAUCAUAGACGUGUCCGACAGUGUCUCUAUGUACCUCGGAUACGAGAAAUCCAGUUUGCUGUGCAAGUCGUGGUACAGACUGGUGCACCCGCAAGAUCUCUCCCACGCCUCGGCUAAGCAUUGUUGCUUGUUGAACGAAGCGAACGAUGCUAAAGUCGAAAUGGUCGUUCGCCUCCAGUCCAUAGACCACUGUUGGGUUUGGAUCUACGUUUUGCUUCAACAAGAGAGCAAGGAGAGUCCGAUCACCGGCUACAAUUACAUUAUCAGUGAUUCACAAGCUUGGAGCCUGAGACAGCAGCUCGCUUCUGAAGAGAGCCAGCUGGCCUUCGUCCUCAGGGCCUCCGCUUCCUACCAGGAGAGUCUACUCCUAUCUCCCGGGCAGUUGUCCAGCCCGGACCAAGUAUUCACGCCGGUGUCGAGCACCCCGACCAGCAGCGGGGGGCUCUCCGGUCAAUCGUUCGACUUCAGCGGCGUCUACAAUGUAGACUGCGGGCCGGAGUUCUGUUCGGAAGACGGCGCGGGGAGCGGAUCGGCUGCCGUCGGGCCGGAGGAAGCGAUGCAGCUGGGCGGGACCCGGGGGAGUAUCUCCUCAAUUGAGGAGGAACCCGGCUCCGCCCCCAGACCGAGUCAUCACCACCCGGAGUUCCAAAGCAAAGCUAUGGAGUUCUACUCGCAGAACUGUCUGUUCCUUCCACUCAGCGUCACCCCGCCCUCCCUUCCAUCCUCCUCCACCUCCUCCUCCGUUUAUGACCCGUCCUUCAGAGCUAAAGAAUUCGUCUGCACCCCUCCCUACACCCCCCACCAAGGCGGCGGAGGCGGCAGCUUUCUCUUCGGCGCUCCGGAGCAGACUUUGCCCCCCAGCGCUGUGGGCGGACCUUCCGAAACUACCGCCGCGACCACGCCCACCACCACCAUUACCAGCAGAGAACUGUACUUUCCUCUAGAGAGCACCCUCUACGAGAAUCUGCCCCCGACCCCGGACAGCCCGUGCGACGGGGACUGCACGGUGAUGGCGGUGCCCGAGUUCAGGGGACCCCUCUAUAUCGACGUGCCCGUGGUGCCUGAGGGCCUUCUGACCCCCGAGGCGUCCCCGAUCAAGCAGCCGCUGUCCAGCUUCUUCGGCUACUCAGAAAAGGAAAAGAGUGAGAUCAGCAUCCUGAUGGAACACAUCAGUAAAGUGGCCGAAGGCUUCAGCUCCUACUGCAGGGCUGGUGACAGCUGCGGCUACCCGGCCCCCGACUCCUCCUCCUCCCUCUCCCUCUCCCCACCUUCGAACUGCAAGCCCGGCCAAGUGACCCGCAGCUCCUCCCUCCCGGCCGGCCAGCCUCCUUCUGCCAAUCUCGAACUCUUUGCAGACUUUUUGUACCCUUUAAAACUCUGGAAGAGCGCCGACAGCUCCCUGCUCCCCGAAGACGGGCCCUUGCUGUUCGAAGAGAACGCUAUCGAGAGCUUUUUAAAGGACUCGCCUGCAAACCCCGCCAACGUCAGCGCCCCGGCGGCUCCUGCUAAGUCAGGCGGCCAGCCGGUGGAGCGGUGCCCGCCCCCCGAGUUUGGGGGGUAUGUGCGCGGCACCACCCGUAGUCCACGGAGCCCAGACGCCCCGGAUCCUUGCGUCGAAAUGGCGCACAGUAGUGUGGUGGCAGAGACGAGCCCAGCCACGGCCGCCUCGCCCCCGUCCACAGACUUGUCUCCGGAGGAGAGAUGCUUCCUGGAAGAACUCGCCUCGUACGAAACAGUCUUUGAGACACGUGCCUCAAGAUCACCCUGUGAAGGGUUUAACGAUGGGUUGUAUCAACUCCAGAAUCAUUUGCAAGACAACUUCCAUCACGACGGAAGUGAAAGUGACGCUUCGUUCUAAAAUAAGUCUGUGACUUACUUCAUUAAGUAUGGCAUAUUGUCAUAUUUUGUGGAGAUUCUUUUACGAAAAUGUGGAAAAAAUAAACAUUUGCCGCGAGGACAGAAGAAAAAAAAUAUAUAUAUAUAUAUACAGUAUAUAUAUAUAAUCUAUAUCCUCUGAAUUUUACCUUUUCCAAUGUUGAUGCGACCUACGCUGUCUCUCUUGUUUUCCAUGACAAUUUCAUACAGUAUUAUGCUAUAUGUUAUUAAUUUUAAUAAUGUAAGCUGAAAUAUCUUUUGUAUAGAACCCCACCCCCCUCUUAAGAAACAGAUUCAAGAGAAAGCAUGUGUGUAAUUUUUUUAAAAAGUGUUCAAACUCUGCAAGCCUUGGAAAACGAAAGAGAGCGUGGUUAUGCGACAGAGCUUUACAUAUCACCACUGUAUUCACUCGUAGUGAGUUAUCUGUAUGUAAUUUUAAAAAAAUCGAGAAAAAUGUUUUUUUACAAAAAGCUUUUCCUUGCUGUUGGUAAUACAAAAAAAAGCUAUUUAUUCAAUGGGUAAGCAUUUAACAAACUGCCCACCCUGCUGGUCGAAUGUUGUAAUUACAGCAUGUCUGCGACUCGAUCCAUAUCGAGAUUCUGUCCUAGCUUUGUCUUAAUCUUCUCGACUAAUAUAUAUAUUAAAAUGUUACUGUUUCUGACAACGUCAGAUGUAAAUCUAACUUCGAUUGCAAUCAAAAAAAAGUAUACCAGAGACCAGCUGAAAUGUUUGCAGCGCCACCUACAGUAUGUUGCAUGUAAGUGACCUGACAUAAAAGUCUCAUGAACGCGCACGUUGGUUUGGGACGCGGUGGUCACGCAGGCGUAGGAAGCUUUUGUUUCUGGGUAGCGUACCGUAUAAAAAUCACUCGGAAAUGACGUUACGGAUGUGUAUAGUCCAAAUGUGUCGUCAUGCUAACGUAGAGUGGUCUACGGUCAAGUAUAAGGAUUGAUUCCUGUAUAAUCUAUGUCUUAAAAAAUAAUUAUUUAAAAACAAUUAAAAAAUAUGACCGUGUGCUAUGUAUAUACAUAUUGAUAUCUAUGUAUAUAUUGUAUAGUGAAUCACUGAAUGUCAAGUGUAUACAAAUUGUACAAUAACUAGAAUAUAUAUAUAGUUCUAUAUAUAUAUAUAUAUACAUUAUAUAAAAUGAAGUAACUUUUUACAAAGCAUGUAUUUAUGGAAAUGAUCGUUGUGUGAACCAUAUGUGUCAUUGCUUCAUGAAAAGUGUAUU
Messenger RNA from Acipenser ruthenus (sterlet), 3762 nucleotides. It is a transcript of the gene npas4a, whose product is annotated as neuronal PAS domain protein 4a. Gene Ontology annotation, biological process: regulation of transcription by RNA polymerase II. The record is from RefSeq and is a predicted model, not a curated record. NCBI's taxonomy places the organism in Eukaryota, Metazoa, Chordata, Actinopteri, Acipenseriformes, Acipenseridae. Gene Ontology annotation, molecular function: DNA-binding transcription factor activity, RNA polymerase II-specific; RNA polymerase II transcription regulatory region sequence-specific DNA binding; protein dimerization activity.